AAACAUAAAGAGAAAAUAAGGAACUCUUUUGAUUCAACUUAGAAAAACGCUGAGAAAAUCUUCCUUUCCUUUUGACAAAAACGAGAGAGAGCGAUAUCCUCGCAAAGGUGUCCGUCCUCACAAAAUUCAUUCAUUCAGCUGAUUGUGAUUGUAUAAUAAAGCACACGCGCAUAAGAGGAUCGUGGAUUGGUUAGCAUAGUUUUGUUUUUGUUCAGCAAUUGCUUGUUAUCACAGCAAAGUCAUAAAUUUUGCAAGUAUGAUGACAACUUCAUUGGCGAAUUCUGCUGACAAUUCAGCCAUUGGUUCUUCCAAUACCAAUGGCGCCGCACGCCCUCUCCGGUCAGCAUAUGUUCCUCCACAUCUUCGCAAUCGGCCGGCGAAUACCAAUGCCUCGGAGCUCCCAGCGGUGGCAUCAUACCCUUCUUUGGCAGCUAUUGAUCGGGUGAAUUAUGGUGGUCCGGCUGCUGGUCCUCGUGGGGGUAGUUCCUCUAAGCCGGAUCUCCAGCAAGGAUAUGGUUCUAGUGUUCAGACUAGUGGUGGAUGGAAUAGUAGAGGGGUAGGGAGAGACCGCGGGAGGCGUGAGGUGAACCCUUUUGAGAAUGAUGAGGCUGAGGAUCAAUCUCUUACUGAUCAAGAGAACACAGGCAUUAACUUUGAAGCUUAUGAUGAUAUCCCUGUGGAGACUAGUGGGGAGAAUGUGCCUCCGCCUGUGAAUACUUUCGCAGAGAUAGAUUUGGGCGAUGCAUUGAAUCAAAAUAUACAGAGAUGCAAGUAUGUCAAACCAACCCCGGUUCAGAGGUAUGCCAUACCGAUUUCUCUUGCUCGGCGAGAUUUGAUGGCUUGUGCUCAGACAGGGUCUGGAAAGACAGCUGCCUUUUGCUUUCCUAUUAUAAGUGGAAUCAUGAGGGGGCAGCAUGUUCAAAGACCGCGUGUAGCACGGACUGCUUUUCCUCUGGCACUUAUUCUCUCCCCUACCCGGGAGCUUUCAUGUCAGAUACAUGAUGAGGCCAAAAAGUUUUCUUAUCAAACUGGUGUCAAGGUGGUAGUUGCUUAUGGAGGAGCACCAAUCAACCAACAGUUGCGGGAGCUCGAGAGAGGAGUUGAUAUUCUGGUGGCAACUCCAGGACGCCUGGUAGAUUUGCUUGAGAGGGCUAGAGUCUCAUUACAGAUGAUAAGCUAUUUGGCUCUUGAUGAGGCAGAUCGGAUGCUGGACAUGGGUUUUGAGCCUCAAAUAAGAAAGAUAGUUGAGCAAAUGGACAUGCCUCCUCCAGGCUUGAGACAGACACUGCUGUUUAGUGCCACAUUUCCCAAAGAGAUACAGAGACUUGCAUCAGAUUUUCUUUCACAUUAUGUGUUUCUGGCUGUUGGAAGGGUCGGUUCAAGUACUGAUCUAAUUGCUCAAAGAGUAGAAUAUGUACUUGAGUCAGACAAGAGAAGCCACCUCAUGGACCUUCUUCAUGCUCAGAGGGAAAAUGGAAUUGAUGGCAAGCAAGGUCUGACAUUAGUUUUUGUCGAAACAAAGAAAGGGGCUGAUGCAUUGGAACACUGCUUGUGUGUUAAUGGGUUUCCUGCAACUAGCAUUCAUGGUGACAGAUCACAACAAGAAAGAGAACUAGCAUUGAGGUCGUUCAAGAGUGGAAACACACCAAUUCUAGUGGCAACCGAUGUUGCAGCACGUGGUCUUGAUAUUCCACGGGUAGCACAUGUGGUAAAUUUUGAUCUUCCUAAUGAUAUUGAUGAUUAUGUGCACCGGAUAGGAAGAACAGGGCGAGCUGGGAAAAUGGGAUUAGCAACAGCCUUCUUCAAUGACGGUAAUUUGUCCUUGGCUAAACCAUUAGCUGAUCUGAUGCAAGAGGCAAAGCAAGAAGUACCUGCCUGGCUCACACGUUAUGCACAAAGGUCUUCUUACGGUGGUGGCAACAGAAACCGGCGAGCAGGGGGAGCCAACCGUUUUGGCGGCCGCGACUUUAGGAAGGAGGGCUCAUUUAAUAAAGCAACAGAUUACUAUGGUGGAACAGGUGGAUAUGGUGGAGGGUAUGGUCAAGGUGUGACAAGUGCCUGGGAUUAGACUAGCGUCCCUUCACUAUUCAUUCUCAUGUUCAGUGUAUAUAAAUUUCAGAUUGUAAUGAUGAAAAAAAGGUAUCUUCUCAACCAUGGUUUGUCUGAAUCCAUGCAUUCCUUACUAGAGGAAAUCUUAGGAAAGAUUUACAAUUGGCUUGGUUUUGCUGGUUACGCAAUCAAGGUUGGGAAAUGCUGCGUUUGGAAGAUAAAAUCUGUAAGCAACCCGAAAAUUUCUGUCUAGAUUACUUGUAUUAGUGGAGAGGGUGUGAACAGAUUCAAUGGAGAACUAAGGCCAGUUAUUACUCAGUUUAAAUACCGAGUUGUAUUCAAUGUUUUGAAUUUUGAUAGGGUCCUUAGCUUUUGACAGUCUAAGGAGUUAUCUCUAAUUAGCAUGCACAUAUUAUUGAUUUGAUUAUUCUAUCAACUGAUCUGCUCUGAGCUUAAUUACCUAAUCUUGUCCUUUACUAGAAGGAUCCAUAAAAAGCAAUUUCCCCUCUUUUUGAGUGGUUGUAACU
Gastrolobium bilobum is the source of this 2576-nucleotide messenger RNA. Its product is annotated as DEAD-box ATP-dependent RNA helicase 37-like. Lineage: Eukaryota; Viridiplantae; Streptophyta; Magnoliopsida; Fabales; Fabaceae. Bases 257 to 2068 code for a protein of 603 amino acids. Gene Ontology annotation, cellular component: nucleus. Gene Ontology annotation, molecular function: RNA helicase activity; RNA binding; ATP binding. The transcript has 7 exons. The record is from RefSeq and is a predicted model, not a curated record.